This is a messenger RNA of Candidozyma pseudohaemuli, 7182 nucleotides long. RefSeq names its product Chk1p (gene CHK1). Gene Ontology annotation, biological process: protein phosphorylation; phosphorelay signal transduction system. The transcript has a single exon. Lineage: Eukaryota; Fungi; Ascomycota; Pichiomycetes; Serinales; Metschnikowiaceae. The record is from RefSeq and is a predicted model, not a curated record. The coding region runs from base 1 to 7182 and encodes 2393 amino acids. Gene Ontology annotation, molecular function: ATP binding; protein binding; phosphorelay sensor kinase activity.
AUGUCUGUGCGUUCUGACGGCUCCGUAGGGCUGGGUUACAUCACCUCCCUGAACGAUCCGGGCCAUGCUCCCAGUGAGUACUCCCAUUCUCGCCUAUCGUCCAACUCCUCCACCGCCAACCUGGUCCACAGAGACAUGUGGUCCAGGGACUUCAGGGGCUCUGGUCAGACUGACUCCAUGGGGAAGCUCUCCACAAACCCGCUGGGCACCGUCACUUCUUCCAACACCGCCAAGGAGUACUUCCAGUCGCCUACUUCGGAGCAACCGAAGCGCAAGCGGUUGGUAACCAAAGAGCAGAUGUUGGCUUACCGAACCUAUGUCAACGACAUCAACUUCACCCAGGGCCAGUCUGAGUACUUGAACGAUCGUGGUCUGAGACUGCCUCGUGAGAAUAGAACCGCCGACUACCUCCAGGUCACCCCGAACAUCGUCCCUGGAUACACCUUGACGUCUCAGCUCUCGCUGCCAUCGUCCACCCUGCUUUUGUUUUACGACACCGACGAUGCCGAUGACUCUCUGUGCAUCAUCCGUCUCCUGCCCAAUUUCGUGGAAUCUGUCCCCGUGGCUCGCUUCUUGAACGAGUGGUACCUCACAUCGGGUGAAAAUCCACCCAAGCAUCAUAGACCGUGGUGUAACCAUCUCGCUGGCAAUGAGUUUGUUCCUUCAGGUCGCUAUAACUUGCGUAGCGCUGAAUCUCGCUUGAACCUACGCACCCCAGUCACUCUACCGACCAAUCUACCGGGUGUUUUGUAUCCGCUAGAUGUCUUCAAUAUCCACUCGGACCAUGAGGACGUCUUUCAGCGUCGAAUUGGAUUUGUCUACCCGAAUCAUGACUACAAAACCAUCAAAGAGUACCACGCCGACAAGACCCCUGAGAAGGCUGGGAGCGAUAACUCCUCCUUGAACGGAGGUAGUAUACGCUCUAUGCUCUCGGAGAUGUCGAUUGGCGAAAGUUCUCUGAAUCGGUUUAUCACGAGGAACAAUUUGGGAACUGGUGUUUUCGAUGACUUAGCCAACAGGGUCUCCCAGCAGCCCAAGGAUAGGCUCGCCAUUAUCAAGAUCUUGAGUGACAUGAUCGCUCUCUUCACCACCCUUUCCGUUUGCCACGAGUUAGGAGUGGUCCACAAUGGUAUCACCAGUACCGCCAUCUUGCGAGCUUGCAGCUUACCUGACGACUUGGAUCCUAAAGAGCACUCUGUGGUGUUAACGGGCUGGGACUUUGCAUUCAGCAUUUGCGUUGAAGACUCGACCUCCAGUUAUAGAAAGAGCAACAUCGCAGACAUCCCAGACUAUUUGCCCUACAUGUCGCCUGAAAACUCUGGUGAAACUACAUGCUUGGUUGAUUACAGAACUGACUUCUACUCUGCGGGUAUUGUCCUUUACGAGUUGAUCGUUGGAUGCCUUCCGUUCCAGUCUGAUAACCCUGUGAGACUCAGAAAGAUGCAUAUCUCUCAGCGUGCUAUUCCUCCACUGAUCUUGGGUCAAGGGUGGAUUAGUGAGGACUUGAACGACAUCAUUAUGAGAUGUUUGGAGAAGGAUCCAGCUGACAGAUACAACAAUGCCCACGCCUUGAUCAGCGACUUGAAGGAAGUCAGGAAUGAUUACUUGAGAUUGUACAAUAUGGAACGCCAGGAGGGCGAGCAGGAAGCUCCUCUCAUUCAUGAUAAUAUAGAGCUUCACAAGGAUCGCAACACGCUUCCGUUGCUUCACAGCACGAUCAGCAAGUUGAAGGAAACCCCUUGGAGAGAACAGGUUUUCACGGCAUUCAAAGAGAAGCACGAGGGAAUUCACUUCAUCCUCUUGUCUGGUGACAGCGGUGUGGGCAAAACAACUUUGCUUCAAGAAUUGAAAAACGUUGCGGUCUCCAAUUACAAUUUCAGCAUUUCAUGGUCCUACAACUGCUCUGAUAUCAACGUCACUCCUUACAAGUCCGGUAUAUCUGCCAUUCAGAGUAUUGUGAAGCAAAUUUUGGCGUCUUCAAAGGAGAAUAUUGCAGAAUGGAGACACAAAUUCACUGUCGAAAUUGACACUGACCUCAGUAUACUUUUUCCUGUCAUUCCUGAGCUACAAGAACUUUUAGGUCCCAGGUACCAAAGCAUCAGAACAUACAGACCACAGGCAGAGGGUGAAGGCGCAAUUGAUGUUGGCGCCGAGACCGAUUCGAGUGAGCAGAUAUCUGAGGAUAGCAGCUCCAGACUCAGCAACCUUCCUGGAUUUGAUCAGCAUUCUCUCAAUAUUGAGAUGAAGCUUAAGUAUAUCAUCAAGCGUGUAUGGGCCUUAAUAGGACCAAACGGUGUCACCCUUGUGUUGGAUGAUAUUCAGUGGGCUCACCCUGCUGAGGUUGGCUUUUUAAAGGAAGUCUCCAGCUUUUGCACAUUGAACGAAGAACCUCUCAAUAUCAAAGUCAUUUGUGGCUACCGAACUGGAGAACCUUCUUGUGAAAAAGAUAAGGCUAACACUGAAUAUGAUGAAAUUGUGUCUAUUUUAGACCUCCCACUGUGCAAGCUUAGUGAGUAUUCGUUAGAAGCUCCAAGUGAAGCUCAUUAUUAUGAUUUUAUCAGCGAGAACAAUCUUGGGCCAGGAAGAUCAUUGCCAACAGAAAAGGACAACUUUGUGUCAACCCUAUAUAAAGCUACAGAUGGUGUGUUUCUCAGGUACAACUAUCUCAUGAGGAAUCUUCAUUUACGGGCUGACGACGAUGGAGUUAAUCUUGACUUGAUGCAAAGUUUGUUGAACAACAAGGAUCUUCCAGUGCCUAUGACUGACAUAGUCAAAGAGUAUCUCGACAUAGCUCUCAGUGAAGAGUCAAAAGAGCUUCUCAAGUUUGCCGCAAUAAUCGCUUCGAAUGGUUAUUUCAGUUUUGCCGACCUAAUGAUCGUUACUGGUAAGGAUCUCAGCGAAGUUAGUGAACUAUUAUCUGAAUGUUUGGAAACUCGAAUUCUUGUCCCAUCUGGUAUAUUCUACAAAAUUCCAUUCCAUCUCGUUGGUGAUGAAGACUUCCCAUUCGAUUUCAGUGACUCGAUGAUUUGGGAAAUGGCUACCAAAGCAAAGUAUCACUUUGAUCACGACGCAAUCCAGAUUUACUUCUUGUCUGAGUUGGUAAGCACGAAUGAAUGGCGGAAUCACAACAAGUUGUGUGGUCUCAGGUAUCAAAAGAAAUUAUCCACAGAUGUGAAUGUCGAUAUCACCAGCAACUUGAUCCUGGCUUUCCACUUAUAUCUCGCCGAGCCAGAUGCAAAUGACAAAGAUCUGGAGAAUUAUUACGAGACAUUUGUUACUGCUGGAAGGUACGCACUCGCAACAUCCAAUCUUCAAUUGGCUCGAAACUUUUUCGAAUUCUCAGCAAGAUAUAUCGCCCCACAUGACAGGAGGAGCCGUCUCCGAAACUUGCUCACCGUUUGUCAAAUCAAUUUCCAUUUGGGAAAUUUCACCGAGUGCACGAAUUUGAUUCAGCAAGCUGAAGAAAGAUACGGAUCAGACAGUUCAAGCUUCUUGUACCUCAAGGUUAAGUGUUUGUUCCAUACAAGACAGUAUAGAAGAGGUAUGAGAACAAUUCUUAAAGGUCUUGAGUCUUUUGGAGUGGAAGUUUCAGGAGAUCCUCAGAAGUGUGAAGAGAUUGCAGAAAGAUUCAUCAAUCAGGCCCCACUUUCCAUUGCGGACAUCAGGGCCAUGCGCCAACUCAAGCCUUCCAACAAUCUGAGAUUCAGAUUUAUUGUUGAUUUGAUUCUGGAUGCAAUGGGUCCCUCUUACAUCUUGGGAAUGUCUCAUCUAAGAAUGGCUCUUUUGUCCCAGUUAAUUCGUCUCAUGAACACCCAUGGUGUGACUGCUACUUGUGCCAUCCCAUUAAUCCAUCUUGCAAACUACUUCGUUCAGCCAAAUGUUAGGAAUAAUACCGCUAAGGCCAUUGAGCUUUGUGAUGUUGCCUUGACUUUGGUGAACAAUUAUGGCGGUUCGAGUACUGAUCUCACCAGUCAAAUCUACGAGACUUUCGUCAAUUUGAUGGCCUCUUUCAAGCACACAACUACCGAGCUUGUCAAGUUUUCAGAAGGCUUCAACACUCAAGAUGCCUCCCUCAUGAAACCAAGUUCGUCUUGCAUGUCCUUGUUUUUCACUGCUUCUAACUUUCUCCUUUCCUUUUUGACAAAUUCGACUCAUCCCUCAACGUUUAGGAAGCUGAUGAGAUUUGCUAACGAGGAGGACGACAACAUAUCGCAAUGUGCACUUGGUUUGUGGACAGAAGAUGUCUCUUACAACACUUACAAGGAAUCAUACUCGAAGAUUUCUACUCAACAAAGACCUGACUUGGAAUUUGUGUAUCUUGCAAACGCUGUCAUAUGGUUAACCUCCGAGUCUCGGUAUAAGGAGGCAGCUGAAAUUGUUCUUGAUCGAUGCUACCAUGUACUGAGAAGAUUACCAAUCUCGAUAUUCCAUCUUGAAUUCUAUUUUUACGCUGCUGUUUCGUUGUGUUUGGGCUCUGACUCGAUGCCUAACACGGCAUCCUUACCUUUGGCUGCCAAAAUCAUGAAGAUGUAUGACUUGUGGGCUGAUAUUUGUCCACCAAACUUUGAAAGCAAGCUGGCUAUUCUUCAUGCUUGUUACAGCUGCGCUCAACUGUCCAAAACAUCUUUAACUGUUCUUGACAAUUUUGAGGUGGCGAUUGAAACUGCUAACAGAGCCACUCGGUGGAUUGAGGCGUGCUUGGCAAAUUACUUGUGUGCCAAAUGGCUAAAGAAAACUUCAGAAAGCAAGAGGAGAAUUUCAUAUUACGCUCAAAAUGCUUUGUCUAUUGCUGCAACUCUUAAAGCUGAGAGGCAAGUUGAUAUGAUGCAAAGGGAGUUCAGCUCUGUCUUUGAUAGCUUCAACUGGGCAGGUGUUUCGAUUCUCAGUGACAACCAACAACCUAGCCCACGAGGUCCACACUCACUUAACAGUCAGCUUCAACACAUUUUUGCUGAGAGUAACUAUGGUGCUGGAUCUGCCCCCAAGCUUCCUAGGCAGGAGAGCAAUACCAGUGUCAGUAACAACCAAGAGCCUAAUAUGCUUCUUCGAGGUCCUCAAGAUGAUUUGCCUACCCAGUCGGAGUUGACUAAAGCCAUCAAGCUCUGUUUGACCAUUUCGGAAUCGUCCGAUAUUGACUCAAUUGUGACCAGCUUGCUCGAAAGCGCUCUUCUUUUUUCGAAUGUUGACUACGGAGCUGUUGUUCUCAAUCUCAAUCAGUCUGAGCCAAGCAUCAAGGCCAUCGGUACGUUGAACAAUAUGUACAAGUUUGACGAUGAGCCAUUAGGUUUCAGGACUGACUUGGUACCUUACUCACUUGUGGUUCACUGUUUGCUCAUGGGUGAGGCUAUAAAUAAAGAUGACAACCCAGCUUUGUUUGACUCCAAAUUUGGAAAUGAUCACUACUACUUGCACAAUCCAUGCUCCUCGGCAAUUUGUAUUCCGAUCAAGAGUACCAAUGUUUACGGCGUGAUCUAUUUGGAGAGGCAUACUUUGCCAAACGAAGUGCCCCAGAGCUCGCCACAUUUCCAUUCCAGAAAGAUUGAUUUGAUAGACUUGCUUUGUUCCCAAGCGGCAGUGUCUUUUGGAAAGUCAUUGGUGUACUCACAAAUGGAACUUGCAAAGAAGGCCGCAGAAGACGCAACGGCUGAAAAGGCCAGCUUUUUGGCAAACAUGUCUCAUGAGAUCAGAACUCCUUUCAAUUCUCUUUUUGCAUGUUCCCUUUUCUUAUUGGACACAUCCUUGACCGACGCCCAAAGGGAAUAUGUUGAGACCAUUAAGAGUUCAGCCUUGGUCACUCUCAGUAUCAUCGAUGGUAUUCUUGCGUUCAGCAAAAUCGAGCAUGGAUCAUUUACCUUGGAUCACGCUCCAUUUGAUCUCAAUUCAUGUGUUGAAAGUGCCAUCCAAGUGACAAGUGAACAGACGUACAACGAGAAUCUUGAAAUCGUCUUCUACAAUCAUUGCCCUGGUAUUCUCGAAGUGAUGGGCGACAGCACAAGAGUCCGUCAAAUCAUUAUCAAUUUGGUUGGUAACGCCGUGAAAUUCACAAUGGAGGGUCACAUUAAGAUCAUUUUGGAGGCCAAACACAUGGGUGAUAAAAGGUACGAUCUUAAGCUUACUGUUGAGGAUACUGGUAUCGGUAUACCUGCUAAUUCGAAGUCCAAGGUCUUUGGAGCUUUCUCUCAAGUUGACGGUUCUUCUCGUCGUGUUCAUGGCGGCUCAGGUCUUGGUCUUGCAAUUUCCAAAAAGUUGGUUGACAUAAUGAACGGUGACAUUCAGUUCGACAGUGUGGAGGGGGUUGGAACCACCUUCUAUUUCACAUGUCCGUUUGAGGUGAGCAAAUAUAUCGAGAAGCUGGACGUGAAGCCUCGUAAUGUUGCUCUUGUUCUCGAGGAUUGUUUCAGACGGGAGGCUUUUGCACAGCAGCUUGAGUUCCUCAAUGCCAAGGUGCUGAUUUUUGGCAAACCCGAGGCCUUCGUGAAUCAGAAACAAAAGUUUGACGUCAUCUUUGUUGAUGAUCGAUUCUUGAGUGAUUUAAGCAAACCGAUAGAAGAGCUCAAGGGCUCAGACACCCAAAUUCACCUCAUCACAGAGUUUGGUACCCCAGUGUCUCAUAUAAACUUGCCUGAGAUUGGACUCAGCUCGAUCCUCUUUGCACCAAUGAGAAGAUCGAGAGUGGAGGAGCUUUUACGUGAAAGUUAUGAGGAUCCAGCACUGUUGAAGAAGCCCAAGCAACAAGGAACUGGUUCUACAGCUAUAUUGGGUGAGACAUAUCCAUUGAAGAUCUUACUCGCCGAGGACAAUGCUAUCAAUUUGAGGGUAGCACUGCAGCAUUUGAAAAAGCUAGGAUACGUUGCCGACCACGCAAAAGAUGGUGUGGAAGUUCUAGAAAAGUGUGACGCCAUGUUGAAAGCUGGUGGUAAGUACGAUGUCAUUUUCAUGGACAUCCAGAUGCCACGAAAGGAUGGUAUCACCGCGACAAUGGAGCUCAAGGAAUCAUUCAUUAUCAAUGGCCACGUCGACUUACUACCAGAGAUCGUUGCAUUGACGGCGAAUGUCGCUGGUGAAGACCGUGAUAAAUGCCUUAACUGCGGAAUGACAGACUUCAUUUCCAAACCAAUUCUCCCCGAGGAGCUCAGAAGAGUGCUCACGAGAGUGGGUGUACACAAAAAAGCAUUACAAUAA